AUGCCCAUCUACGAAGUCCACCACUCCUACCCGCUGAAAGGCGAGCAGAAGGCAGAGCUCGCCAAGAAGAUCACCAAGCUUCACAGCACGACCUUCAAAACACCGUCCUUCUUCGUCCACGUUUUGUUCCACCACUCCGACGCCUCCGCCCAAAACUACUACCUCGCCGGCAAAGUCCGCACCACCUCCUGCAACCGCAUCAUCGCCCAAGUCCGCACCUCCUCCUCGCGCUCCAAAUCCGACUUCGACACCCUCGCCGAAAAGAUCGAGCUCGCCUGGCUCGACGUCGUCAAAGGCGAGAUCGGCGACGACAAGCAGAACCAAGCCACCUUCGGCAAACGCAAAGGCGAGAUCGACGAGACCGAAGACCAUGCAGAAGCAGCUCGGCUGUUGAUGGUGAGUUUCUACCCGAUGAUCACGGCGCGGGAGGCGGGCAUGGUGAUUCCGGAGGCUGGGAAGGAGGGCGAGUUCUUCAAGGAGUAUAGGCCGUAUAUGAAGAAGAUGAGUGAGGAGAAAGGGUUGGAGGAUUUCAAGGAGAUGUUGCGGGAGUUGGAUGAGAGGGAGGAUUUGAAGGGGUUGAGUUCAUGA
Molecule: messenger RNA, 588 nt
Organism: Cyphellophora attinorum
Lineage: Eukaryota; Fungi; Ascomycota; Eurotiomycetes; Chaetothyriales; Cyphellophoraceae
Exons: 3
Coding region: 1-588 (195 amino acids)
Source: RefSeq, a predicted model, not a curated record